Messenger RNA from Ziziphus jujuba (common jujube), 1744 nucleotides. Its product is annotated as protein disulfide-isomerase 5-2. Gene Ontology annotation, molecular function: protein disulfide isomerase activity. The record is from RefSeq and is a predicted model, not a curated record. The coding region runs from base 141 to 1484 and encodes 447 amino acids. The transcript has 5 exons. Gene Ontology annotation, cellular component: endoplasmic reticulum. Gene Ontology annotation, biological process: protein folding; response to endoplasmic reticulum stress. NCBI's taxonomy places the organism in Eukaryota, Viridiplantae, Streptophyta, Magnoliopsida, Rosales, Rhamnaceae.
UGUAAAUAGAAUUUUCCCAGCCCAGGACUCCUGCGGGCUGUUCAGACCGAUCGGUAAAGUUUCGGGUUAUGAUCCAAUAAGGCAAGCCCACUGACAAUAUAAGAAAAGGAAAACAGAGAAAAUUUGAAAGGAAGACGACAAUGGCGGUGGUGGGUAUGGACCGCAUGGUGGGUCAAACACUGUUUUCGUUGAUGGUGGUGGUGGUGCUGUUGUUAGCAAUCUCUGGUUCAGCGUCUUCGUCGUCGACGGAGCAGUUUCCGGUGGACGGAAAGGUUUUGGAGCUCGACGAAUCCAAUUUCGAUUCGGUUAUUUCGUCUUUUGACUAUGUCUUGGUCGAUUUCUAUGCUCCCUGGUGCGGCCACUGCAAGCGUCUCUCUCCCCAGUUGGAUGCAGCUGCCCCUGUGCUUGCUGCUUUGAAACAGCCUAUAGUGAUAGCUAAAGUGAACGCUGAAAAGUUUUCUCGUCUGGCUCAAAAAUAUGACGUUGAUGCAUAUCCUACUAUCAAGUUAUUUAUGCAUGGUGUCCCAGUAGAGUAUAAUGGACCAAGGAAAGCAGAGUUACUUGUCCGUUAUCUGAAGAAAUUUGUGGCUCCUGAUGUUACUGUACUUGAUUCAGACACUGCUAUCAAGAACUAUGUAGAGGAAGCUGGCACUUACUUUCCUAUAUAUAUUGGUUUUGGCUUAAAUGAGUCAGUGAUAUCAAAUUUAGCCAUAAAAUAUAGGAAAAAGGCAUGGUUUUCAGUGGCAAAGGACUUUUCAGAGGAAAUCAUGGUCUCGUAUGAUUUUGACAAGGUUCCUGCUUUGGUGUCCCUUCAACCAAAAUACGAUGAACAUAGCAUUUUCUAUGGUCCUUUUGAAGAGGAAUUUUUGGAUGCUUUUAUAAAGCAAAAUAUGUUGCCUCUGGCUUUGCCCAUAAACUAUGACUCUCUAAAGUCACUGGAAGAUGAUGAAAGAAAAAUUGUUCUGACAUUUGUGGAGGAUGAGGCAGAAGAGAAAUCUAAGAAACUGAUCAAGAUAUUGAAAUCUGCUGCUUCUGCAAAUCGUGACCUAGUAUUUGGUUAUGUUGGGAUCAAACAGUGGGAAGAAUUUGCUGAUACAUUUGAGGCUACUAAGAAGUCACCACUGCCAAAAAUGGUCAUCUGGAAUCGAAAUGAAGAUUACUUUACGGUUGUUGGUUCAGAAAGCAUUGAUGAGGAGGAUCAAGCUUCGCAGGUCUCAAGAUUCCUUGAAGGAUAUAGGGAAGGUAGAACAAUACAGAAAAGAAUAAGCAAAUCAUCGCUGCUUGGGUUUAUAAAUUCACUAAUUGGCAUCAGAACUGUGUACUUGAUCGUUUUUUUGGUUGGAGUUAUUAUGCUUAUUCGAAACAUCAAUAAAGGAGAUGAUGAGCCUCUUGGGGUUGGUAGUCAAGACGAGGUUGAUCGUGCUAGCAGCUCUGUUUCUGAGUCCGAAAGCAAAGAGUAUAAACAUGGAGAAAAAGAAGACUGAAGAUAAAAUAGAGAUGAAUUUCUAACUGGACCAAUCAGGGAAAAUGUUGAAAAGAGGAGGCUGUAAUAGCAGGUUAAUAUGCAUGAAAAUUUGACAAUGAUUGAUAAAUUAUCCGUUGUGCCCAUGAUUUUGUAGAGAAAAGCUUAUUCUGAUGUCUAGACUUUGGAUUUCUGGGCACUUCAUUCCUGGCAGCCUUGCCUUGUUUGUGUUAUAUGCAGUAAAUAUUUAUUUGAGGAAUAGAAACUUUGUUUUCCUUUAGA